This is a messenger RNA of Jaculus jaculus (lesser Egyptian jerboa), 316 nucleotides long. Its product is annotated as COP9 signalosome complex subunit 9-like. Gene Ontology annotation, biological process: negative regulation of protein neddylation. The coding region runs from base 1 to 174 and encodes 57 amino acids. The record is from RefSeq and is a predicted model, not a curated record. NCBI's taxonomy places the organism in Eukaryota, Metazoa, Chordata, Mammalia, Rodentia, Dipodidae. The transcript has a single exon.
AUGAAGCCCACUGUUGACGAGAGGUUCCCCAAGGGCGCAGGGCCCUACGUGGACCUAGACAAGGCUGGAGGAAGCACCGGGUUCCUGAUGGAUUUUGCAGCCAAUAAAAAGGCAGUUCAUGCAGACUUCUUUAAUGAUUUUGAAGAUCUCUUUGAUGAUGACGAUGUCCAGUGAGAUUGUCCAAUUGCUCCAUGACACACAUUUGUGAUGUGUCAUGCCAAACAGCUCAAGACAAGGUCAAAUGUUUAUGGAAACCAUGUGGGAAAGACUCAUAACUAUGACCUCUUCAACUGAGGGAGGAGGAUUGUCUGAAGCA